AAGACUGACGGCGCUCCCUUUUUUUUCCCUCUCAUUAAGCCUCCACCUAAAUCUACGCCGCUCUUAUUUGGCCAGGCGCGCUCCAAGUUUAGUUCAGUGAGUCACUCGGCUACUUUCGAUGCAAGACAGCUUGAGGGUUUUAGGGGCUGAUCAGGCGUCGGAGCACAACAGAUCAAACUUACAUGACUGCGGAUCACAAAAUGAUCAGGCAGCGUGUGAAAGCGCUUCUGGACAAACCUGGGAAUGGGAACUGUGCCGACUGUGGAGCUGCAGACCCAGAGUGGGCAUCGUACACCCUGGGCGUGUUUGUGUGUCACAGCUGCUCAGGCCUCCAUCGAAACAUUGCUCAGAUCAGCAGGGUCAAAUCUCUUAUUCUGGAUCCCUGGACCCCUUCUGAGUUGGAGUUUAUCGACUCUGUGGGUAACAAUGCUGCCAAAGCCAAAUAUGAACAGUUAGUUCCCGCCUUCUACUACUGUCCCACAUUCAAGGAUUGCAUGGUCCUGCGGGAUCAGUGGAUCCGAGCCAAGUACGAGAGGAAGGAGUUUAUGUGUGUGGAAAAGCAGGAGCCGUACUCGGCAGGCUACAGGGAAGGGUUUCUGUGGAAACGAGGCCGAGACAACGGACAAUACCUCAGCCGGAAAUUUAUUCUGUCCGAGCGGGAGGGUGUUCUUAAGUACUUUAACAAGCAUGAUGCCAAAGAGCCUAAAGCGAUAAUGAAGAUCAAUACUUUGAAUGCCACUUUCCAGCCAUCUAAAAUGGGCACUGCCCAUGGCCUGCAGAUAACCUAUUUAAAGGACAACAGUACUAGGAAUGUCUUUGUUUACCACGAGGAUGGAAAGGAAAUAGUGGACUGGUUCAAUGCCAUUAGAGCAGCCCGGCUUCACUACCUGCAGGUGGCUUUUCCCGGCACUCCAAACUCUGAGCUGCUGCCGAAGUUAACCAGAAACUACAUAAAAGAGGGCUACAUGGAGAAGACUGGCCCAAAGCACACUGAGGGCUUCAAGAAGAGGUGGUUUACAAUGGACGACAGGAGGCUCAUGUACUUCAAAGAUCCACUGGAUGCCUAUGCACGUGGUGAGGUCUUCAUUGGUAGUAAGGAAAAUGGUUACACUGUGCUGCCUGAACUUCCCUCCAGUAUUCAGGGUUACCAUUGGCCAUUUGGAAUAAUGAUAGUGACCCCAGAGAGGAAGUUCCUCUUUGCAUGUGAGACUGAAGAGGACCAGAAAGACUGGAUCGCUGCUUUCCACACAGUUAUUAACAGACCAAUGCUGCCACAGGAGUAUGCAGUGGAGGCGUAUUUUAAACACAAACCGUGAUGCACACUCUGCCUGAAGAAGUCUUGUGUGGGAUAAGGAAUAGAAAUUGAAGCUGGAAGAAGAACCUCGACAUCUUAUAUUAGAAACACUUCCAAAAACUGAAGGCUGGCACAGAAAAGAAGCUUACGGCGAGACAGCUUUGACCAGUUGCCAUUCCUGCAGUUACUCCUUUUGUCUCUGCCUGCCGGCUUCGUCAGCCUCACCUAUAUGAUGUGCCAGACAGGUUUCGUGGAGGGUCAUGAAUGUUCGCUAACUCAGUCGUCUGUUAUGUGGUCUGACUUACUUUCAUACUUGAAACAGGACAGUCACAGUGAAUGUGCAGAGAUGUGUGUAUGUGUAUACGUUGAGUUAGAUCUGCUGCUGCUCAUAGUGCUCUGUAAUCAGUAAUAUAAGCAACAAUUCUUGCAUAAUUGAGAUGUUAAUUACAACUGAAUUGACGUUACAUUUCUGAGCAGUUAUAUGCAGACCAAAACAAAUGAAUCUGACAGAAAACUGCAACUUCAGUAAGGUGUUAUACAUUAUUUGACAUUAUACUUUCUGUAAAAAUAUAUGUAAUUCUGAAUGUAUUUAUUUUUCUAUAUGCCACGCAGGUAGAAUAUACCAUUUUUGCUUUUUUUUGUUAACAUUUUUGAGCUUAAUCUAACAGCUAAGUACUGGCUCCCAUUACUGUCUUUUGUUUUGUAGAAAUACUUAAAGAUUUCCUUUAUGUCAUGGGUUAUAAUCCAGCAGGGGGAGACAUAGGAAAGGCUUUAAACUAAUAAAAGCUCCGGCGGGCUCAUUGAUCUAAUCACACCAGUGAGCACAGGUCUACACAUUAAGUGAUUUGUGCAAACAGCCCUAACAAAGAGACACGAGGAGGUCUGAGCACUGCUUUCACUGGACAGCGAUACAUUUUGUUCAAACCUGAAGAGCUGAAGUCAACUGAUGUGAACACGCACAUGCUCUCUGCUGUAGUUGCAUGCUUCGAUUUGUGUAGAUUGUCCAAGAACAGGAUUUGUGUAAGAGAAUCUGAAAUAUAACAUAUACUUUUUUUUUAUUAGAUUUAAGAUACAAGAAACAUUGAAAGGUAGUAAAACCAAUAAACAUUACUCUGAAAAAGAAACAUGGGGAUGUACAGUAAGUGCAGUACAGUUUGUGGUUUCUGUGACUGAGAUGAAGUCUAAGCAACAGUCAUGAAAAGACAUCUGUGCUUCUUAUAUGAAAAGUUAAAUACUGUUAAUAGAUUAAAAGCAACAUACUGCUCAAAAUGUUAAGAAAACAUGGCACUAUAUACCCAAUAUAUGAAUGUAUAGAAAAUACAUACAUGCAGUACUGUGCAAAGUUUUGAGCCAUCUCCCAUUUCCUUUUAUUUUGCUUCUAAGGAGCCAGACUUUGUAUUAAAGUGAU
Archocentrus centrarchus (flier cichlid) is the source of this 2702-nucleotide messenger RNA. RefSeq names its product arf-GAP with dual PH domain-containing protein 1-like. Lineage: Eukaryota; Metazoa; Chordata; Actinopteri; Cichliformes; Cichlidae. Gene Ontology annotation, molecular function: phosphatidylinositol-3,4,5-trisphosphate binding; GTPase activator activity; phosphatidylinositol bisphosphate binding. The record is from RefSeq and is a predicted model, not a curated record. Gene Ontology annotation, cellular component: plasma membrane; cytoplasm; intracellular membrane-bounded organelle. The coding region runs from base 183 to 1316 and encodes 377 amino acids. The transcript is spliced from 11 exons. Gene Ontology annotation, biological process: positive regulation of GTPase activity.